Messenger RNA from Zea mays, 2378 nucleotides. RefSeq lists its product as uncharacterized. NCBI's taxonomy places the organism in Eukaryota, Viridiplantae, Streptophyta, Magnoliopsida, Poales, Poaceae. The transcript is spliced from 11 exons. Gene Ontology annotation, molecular function: ubiquitin-like protein peptidase activity. Bases 665 to 1906 code for a protein of 413 amino acids. The record is from RefSeq and is a predicted model, not a curated record.
GCAGGAGUGCGUGUGGUCGCGCGUGAUGCGGACCAGUUCCAGGUUCCAGCGAGAGUGCGCGGAUGUCGGCGGCGCGGCCUUGGCCUAGUGCGCAAACAAGGAGGGGGGAGGGCCGCGGGCAGGCGGCCUUGACUUGCGGCGCGGGCACCGCCAUCGCUGUCUGAGGCCGCGCGGGCUCGCUCGCUCGCUCGCAAACUAGGGUCGGUGGACCGUGCUUGCGCACGUUUUCUCCCCUCCUCCUCGCCCACCGCUGCCACCAAUCACGCCGCUGCCGGCUCAGCCGUUGGAGCCGCCUCGAUCCGGACUCACCCGCGUUGGACCUCUCCGUUCCCCUCUACUAGGAAUUGGAGAGCCAGACUCCUCACAUGCAUUGACUACGGUUGAGCGCGUGUUUGGUUCGCUGCAGCUAGGAAGCUGGGCGCGCAUGCACUUGUGCAGCCUAGGAUUAUUUCGCUGCAUCCACAAAUACAUAGGAAUCACACUUUAUGAGUUUAUGAGAUCUUCAGCAGUAACAACUAACUAGAAUGGCAAGGUGUAUCCAUUGUACCUGAAAUCCUCAGAGAUCGGUCCAGAUACCUCUCACAAUUUUGCCUCUAUCUAUUUGACUUUUCAAAGAGAGAUUAAUACUAUACCCCUACUGGCUAAAGGGUUACAGAGUAUUCCUAUGGACAUGAUAUCAUCCUGUCCCAUCUGCAAUAUACAAGUUCUUACGGUUGAGCUGGAAUGGCAUGCCAAUAGCCACUUUGAUGACGAUCAACUCCAAAGGGACAUCGAAUUAGCACAUCAGAUAGCAGUUGCUGAAUCAAGUACAGAUACCAUGAAUGACCCAAAACAUUAUAGUGGAUCAUUCACUAGUGACUCUAAUACUAUAGGGGCCUCAUCGAGUCAUAGUGGAUACUCACACCAUUACAGUGAGCUAUUGGAUGAACAAAUCUCUUGUAUGGUCAGAGCACAAAUUCGAAGCAAAGUUCAAGAAGUGGAAGGCGGUAUUAUGAGCUUGUUGAGGAGCUGCUUGGAGUCAGAAGCUGGUUCCUCAAAAAGUAUGAUAUCAGGCUAUAUUGACCAUCAUCAGAGUCUUUCAUCAGAAGAUAAGGGAUGGGGCUGUGGAUGGAGAAAUAUUCAGAUGCUGAGCUCUCAUCUAUUGAAGCAAAGACAAGAAGCUAGAGAAGUAUUAUUUGGUGGUUCUGGAUUUGUUCCUGACAUCCCUUCACUCCAGAGGUGGCUUGAGAUUGCUUGGGAUAAAAAAUUUGAUACGAUUGGCUCCAGCCACUUUCACAACAAAGUUUAUGGUGCCAAGAAGUGGAUAGGGACUACAGAAUGUGCUACCCUCUUCCGCUCUUUUGGCCUCCGUGCAAAGAUUGUAGAUUUUGAUAGCACAGAAUCAUCCGACCUCCAAAGUAAGAACAGUAGCCAUGCAGCAAGUCAAGUACGAGGACUUAUGGAUAAGUUCUUAAUAAAGAGUAAUUCCCCUAAAUCAUCGUCUGAAUUUUGUCAAGAGGAUGCUGAAAGUAUGAGAGGCCAACACGCCCUUGUUGACUGGGUUUGGAACUAUUUUGCAUGUGAGCGCUCUGAUAGAUUAACCACACAGCGUGCCACUGUCAGCAAUAAAACACCACUCUAUUUUCAACAUCAAGGUCAUUCAAGGACAAUUGUUGGGAUUCAAAAGGAAAUGGUUCACCGUGGAUCUCAAGAACAAUACACCCUUUUGAUUUUAGAUCCUGGUCAUAGAACUGCAGAUCUAGAAAGGUCCCUAAGAAGCAAAAAUGGAUGGCAGCGUCUGGUGAAGAGAGGUGUCCACACGCUCAGGAAGCCACAGUAUCAGUUAUGUUAUGUGGAUCCUGGAAUUGCUAGUUCAGAAGAGAUGGAGCAACUGAAGACUAUUGAUAGUAUGCUUGUCAGGUUUUAGGUUCCUGAAAACAGGAUGAGGAUUAUAUGUGUUUUGCACACAGGGCACUCCCCUGGUUGAAGAAACAAGAACAUCUAAUCCAUUGCCGAACGGUGCGCUGUACGAAUGACACAGCAAGGAUGGGCCUGCAGAAAGAUCUUUGACGCUGCCUAACUGAAUCUGCUUGCAGACUGGAUCUACUGUUGUUUGGAGGACCUUAGAAGGGUCCUGACUGCUUUCGUAACUGGACCUGCCCGUUGGGCUUGUUCGGUUAUCUGAACGACUGAACCUGUGGUGUAGGUAAACGAAGCAGAGCUUGAUGUACAGUACAGUCGCUUGUGUUGAAGUGGAGAGAAUAAAAGUGUUUGUACAUAUAAUAACAUCCUGCAGUUGUUAAUCUUUUGUUACACAUCUGAUGCCGCCCGCGCACUCAGCUCAGUUGACUGGAAUAUUGACUCAAGGAUCGUAUUCUGCACAAGUUGGAAUCUGGCCA